AUGACUUCAUCAAACGAGCAACAGCAACAAAAUGAAGAACGACAAAUAAAUGUCGAGCUCGGUUGUUUAUCAACAGUUUCUCCACCGCUUCAAUAUAACGAACAACAAGAACAUCUACCACCAAAUCAACAUGAAGAGCAACAAAAUGGCAACGCCGUCGACACACUCGUAAUGACGAUUCCACCGCCAACAUACGCGUGCACAGAUUGUAUAUUCAAUGCAGACGCUGAUACUCUCGAAACAUCCCCGCCAGCAUAUCACACAUUAUUCUCGCUUUUCCAUUCUCCCAUCACUGCAAUAGACAUCAACAAUAGCAAUAGUAUCAACCCCAAUUGUCAACAAUGGAUUCGUCAUUUUGAGAAGGAGGAUGAAAUUGAACAGCAGCGAAUACAGAGGCAGAUGGAGGAACAGCAACGACAGCAAAUGUUGCAACAACAUGAGCAAGUUCAGAUACAG
Molecule: messenger RNA, 456 nt
Organism: Ambispora gerdemannii
Lineage: Eukaryota; Fungi; Glomeromycota; Glomeromycetes; Archaeosporales; Ambisporaceae
Source: the annotation of a GenBank genome assembly